Messenger RNA from Elaeis guineensis (African oil palm), 1151 nucleotides. Its product is annotated as agamous-like MADS-box protein MADS2. Lineage: Eukaryota; Viridiplantae; Streptophyta; Magnoliopsida; Arecales; Arecaceae. The record is from RefSeq and is a predicted model, not a curated record. Gene Ontology annotation, cellular component: nucleus. Gene Ontology annotation, molecular function: protein dimerization activity; DNA-binding transcription factor activity; RNA polymerase II transcription regulatory region sequence-specific DNA binding. Gene Ontology annotation, biological process: positive regulation of transcription by RNA polymerase II.
AGAGGACGAUCUCUUCUUCAUUUUUCCAUAUCAGAACUGCCUUAUAUAUUUAUGGAGCAGUACCUAAGCCAUUCAUAUCUUAGGCUUCUUGCUUUCUUGUAUCUUUUUUGGUGGAGUCGGAGGAGAGAAGAGAUGGGGAGGGGAAGGGUGGAGCUGAAGAGGAUCGAGAACAAGAUAAACAGGCAGGUGACGUUCGCCAAGCGGCGGAACGGGUUGCUGAAGAAGGCCUUCGAGCUCUCCGUCCUCUGCGACGCCGAGGUCGCCCUCAUCAUUUUCUCCAGCCGCGGCCGCCUCUUCGAAUUCUGCAGCAGCUCCAGCAUGCUUAAGACACUCGAAAGGUACCAAAGAUGCAAUUAUAGUGCAUCAGAAGCUGCUGCUCCGUCAAGUGAGAUACAGAACACUUACCAAGAGUACGUGAGGCUGAAGGCAAGAGUUGAGUUUCUGCAGCACUCACAGAGAAAUCUCCUUGGUGAGGACUUGGACCCACUAAGUACAAAUGAACUUGAUCAACUUGAGAAUCAACUAGAGAAAUCUUUAAAGCAGAUCAGAUCAGCAAAGACACAAUCAAUGCUCGAUCAGCUUUGUGAUCUUAAAAGAAGGGAACAAGAGAUGCAGGAAACAAACAGAUCAUUAAACAGGAAGUUGCGAGAAGCAGCUUCACAAAAUCCCCUCCAAUUGACAUGGGCAAAUGGUAGUGGUGAUCAUGCUGCUGGUUCAUCAAAUGGCCCUUGUAAUCGUGAGGCUGCUCUAUCAAGGGGAUUCUUCCAGCCAUUGGCAUGUCACCCUCCUGAGCAAAUUGGGUACCAUCCUGUGAAUAUAGACCAGCCAAACGGAGGAGCUAUGUCUCACGAUUCCAAUGGCUACCUUCCUGCAUGGAUGGGAUGAGUUCCAAGCCUCAUUAGGUAGGUAUAUAUGUGUGCACUUGUAAGAACCCGCUGUGGUGUGGAUUUUCCUUUUUCUCCUGCCUUCUUUUUUAUUGUAAGCUGAUCCUGCUUUCUCCAUGAGAAAAGAUGAGGAAACAAUAAAGAUGAUGCUUAUGCUUGUUGGUGCUUGUAACUUGAUGUGACAGCAAAAGACAUGAUGAGCUGAAUGCAUAUAGCUUAGUGUGCGUCCGUUUUGUGGCAUACAACAUCUUGUCGUGAGAAAACAAA